Periophthalmus magnuspinnatus is the source of this 3224-nucleotide messenger RNA. RefSeq names its product proteasome 26S subunit, non-ATPase 1 (gene psmd1). Gene Ontology annotation, biological process: proteasome-mediated ubiquitin-dependent protein catabolic process; regulation of protein catabolic process. Gene Ontology annotation, cellular component: nucleus; proteasome storage granule; proteasome complex. Gene Ontology annotation, molecular function: enzyme regulator activity. The record is from RefSeq and is a predicted model, not a curated record. The transcript has 25 exons. The coding region runs from base 162 to 3041 and encodes 959 amino acids. NCBI's taxonomy places the organism in Eukaryota, Metazoa, Chordata, Actinopteri, Gobiiformes, Gobiidae.
CGCUUCGGCAUUAUACAGAAAGAAGUUAGCAGCGGCUUCGGCAAUCAGGUGUUUUGCUCCUAUAGAAGUCGUAAAAACAAGAUAUUUUUGCGAUCUAAAACCCAGCAGGGAUAUUAAAACGUAACCCUAGACGUGGGUCUGCGGGGCUUUUGGAUUUAAUCAUGAUUACUUCCGCCGCUGGGAUUAUUUCACUUCUUGAUGAAGAUGAACCACAGCUCAAGGAGUUUGCUCUUCACAAACUGGACUCUAUAGUCAAUGACUUUUGGGCUGAAAUUUCAGGAUCAGUUGACAAAAUUGAGGUGUUGUAUGAAGAUGAAUCAUUCCGUAGUAGAGAAUUUGCUGCCCUAGUGGCCUCAAAAGUCUUCUACCACCUGGGAGCCUUUGAGGAGUCGUUGAACUACGCUCUUGGAGCUGGAGAUCUCUUCAAUGUAACUGAUGACUCUGAAUAUGUGGAGACCAUCAUCGCCAAAUGUAUUGACCAUUACACAAAGUUGCGGGUGGAGAAUGCUGAACUACCCGAAGAUGAGGAGAAGAAAAGCAUUGAUCCCCGUCUUGAGGGAAUUGUCAACAAAAUGUUUUUGCGUUGCCUUGAUGACCAUAAGUACAAGCAAGCCAUUGGCAUCGCCUUGGAAACGAGACGCCUUGACAUGUUUGAGAAGACUAUCUUAGAAUCGAACGAUGUGAGUGGCCUUCUUGCCUACAGUUUGAAGGUUUGCAUGUCUUUAAUGCAAAACAAGAAGUUUCGUAAUGAAGUUCUGCGUGUCCUGGUUAAACUCUAUAUGAAUUUGGAAAAGCCAGACUUCAUUAAUGUUUGCCAGUGCCUGAUUUUCCUGGAUGACCCUCAGGCUGUCAGUGAUAUUUUGGAGAAACUGGUGAAAGAGGAUAAUCUGCUGAUGGCAUAUCAGAUUUGUUUUGAUCUUUAUGAGAGCGCCAGCCAGCAGUUUCUCUCCUCUGUGAUUCAGAAUCUUCGCACAGUUGGGACACCUAUCCCGUCCGUUCCUGGAUCCACCAACACAGGCACAGUGCCAACAUCAGACAAAGACAGUGAGGCAAUGGACACUGAUGAUAAGCCAGGAAUUUCCCCUGCUGGAAAACCAUCAGAUUCAAAAGAUGACCCUAAGGACCAGAAUGCCAAGAUGAUCAAAAUCCUAAGUGGAGAAAUGGCUAUUGAGUUACAUUUGCAGUUUCUAAUUCGAAACAACAACACAGAUUUAAUGAUUCUGAAAAACACAAAAGAUGCAGUUCGAAAUUCUGUUUGCCACACAGCCACAGUUAUUGCCAAUUCUUUCAUGCACACAGGAACCACAAGUGAUCAGUUCCUCAGGGAAAAUUUGGAAUGGUUAGCCAGAGCCACAAACUGGGCAAAAUUCACAGCAACAGCAAGCCUUGGUGUAAUCCACAAGGGUCAUGAGAAGGAGGCACUUCAGUUAAUGGCCACUUACUUGCCAAAAGACACCUCUCCUGGCUCUGCCUAUCAGGAGGGAGGUGGUCUUUAUGCGCUGGGAUUGAUUCAUGCUAACCACGGUGGCGACAUCAUCGACUACUUGCUAGGACAACUUAAGAAUGCAAGCAAUGACAUUGUCCGUCAUGGAGGUGCCCUUGGUCUCGGAUUGGCUGCUCUGGGUACAGCGAGGCAGGAUGUUUAUGACCUUCUCAAGUCAAACCUCUACCAGGAUGAUGCUGUCACUGGUGAAGCAGCAGGUUUGGCCCUGGGGCUUGUCAUGCUUGGGUCUAAGUCUGCCCAGGCCAUUGAGGACAUGGUUGGUUACGCUCAGGAGACUCAGCACGAGAAGAUCCUGCGUGGCCUGGCUGUAGGCAUUGCUCUGGUCAUGUAUGGACGUAUGGAGGAGGCGGAUGCACUAAUAGAGAGCCUGUGUAGAGACAAGGACCCUAUUUUGAGGCGCUCUGGUAUGUACACGGUUGGCAUGGCUUACUGUGGCUCGGGGAACAAUAAGGCCAUAAGACGCCUGCUGCAUGUUGCUGUAAGUGAUGUGAACGAUGAUGUUAGGAGGGCAGCUGUGGAGUCAAUUGGAUUUAUCUUAUUCAGGACCCCAGAGCAAUGUCCCAGUGUGGUGUCCCUUCUUUCUGAGAGCUACAACCCUCAUGUGCGCUGUGGAGCUGCCAUGGCUUUGGGCAUCUGCUGUGCUGGCACAGGCAAUAAGGAGGCCAUCAAUCUGCUGGAGCCUAUGACCAACGACCCAGUCAACUAUGUGAGACAAGGGGCACUCAUCGCCUCAGCCCUUAUCAUGAUCCAGCAAAGUGAAGUCACCUGUCCAAAGGUGAACCAGUUCAGGCAACUGUACGCAAAGGUGAUCAACGACAAGCAUGAUGAUGUCAUGGCCAAGUUUGGGGCAAUCCUGGCUCAGGGAAUACUUGAUGCAGGUGGGCGUAAUGUGACCAUCACUCUGCAGUCCAGGACUGGCCACACUCACAUGCCUUCUGUGGUGGGCCUGCUCGUCUUCACACAGUUCUGGUUCUGGUUCCCUCUGUCCCACUUCCUGUCCCUGGCCUUCACCCCCACCGCCAUCAUCGGCCUCAACAAAGACCUCAAGAUGCCCAAAGUUCAGUACCGCUCCAACUGCAAGCCCUCUACGUUCGCUUACCCGCCCGCUCUGGAGGUUCCAAAGGAAAAAGAGAAAGAAAAGGUGUCCACUGCUGUUCUUUCCAUCACGGCCAAAGCCAAGAAGAAAGAGAAAGAAAAGAAGGAAAAGGAGGAGGAGAAGAUGGAAGUGGAGGUCCAAGAAGGAGAGAAGGAAAAGGAGAAAAAGGAUGAAGAGAAGAAGAAAGAGGUUGAGCCAAACUUCCAGCUGCUUGAAAACCCGGCACGAGCGAUGCCCGCUCAGCUCAAAGUCCUGACCAUGCCCGAGAGCUGCCGCUACCAGCCCUUUAAAGCGCUUCACACUGGUGGGAUCAUCAUUUUGAAAGACACCAGUGAGGAAGAGGAGGAGCUGGUGGAGCCUGUCUCCGCCCACGGCCCCAAGAUCGAGGAAGAGGAGCAGGAGCCCGAGCCCCCAGAGCCCUUUGAGUACAUCGAUGAGUAAACAGGGCUCUGAGGAUCUGAAAUGUCGGCAUGUUGGUCCUUUCCCGUCUGUGUAUCCAAAUGCACACUUCACUCCUAUUUUACGUGUUCCUUUCCUGCUCUGGCUCCUUUUUACCGGAAAAGAGUGUUUUACAUUCACAACUUGUAUAAUUUUUCUGUCAGUUCAAUAAAUAACAAUGUAUAU